Tarenaya hassleriana is the source of this 1523-nucleotide messenger RNA. Its product is annotated as myb family transcription factor PHL6. The record is from RefSeq and is a predicted model, not a curated record. Gene Ontology annotation, molecular function: DNA binding; DNA-binding transcription factor activity. Lineage: Eukaryota; Viridiplantae; Streptophyta; Magnoliopsida; Brassicales; Cleomaceae.
AUGGGUCUUGAAAUGGUUCUUCGAUCCUUGGAAUCUCUUGGUCUACCUUUUGUUGGCGCUCUCUUCUCACCAGGUCUUUUACGUGGAGAAGUUUCUGACUUGAUAUCGAUCUGGUCUAUUCUUCCUCAAACUACGAAUAGCCAUAGCCUCGUGUCCACAACACCAGAGGAAUGCACCAAAGGAGUUAGACAAGCUUGCUUGUCUUCAGUAUCUCCGGUGCAUAGCUUUCUGAACGUUCAGCCAGAAACCCGAAAAUCUCCUUCUCCAUUCAUAAGAUCACGAUCUCCAGAUUCCCCAAGUCAUCCACGGACAAAGCAUAGUUCUAAGAGUGCAUUCUCAAGAUCUUCCUCAUUCUGCACAAACUUGUACCUAUCAUCUUCUUCGAGCUCCGAAACUCAGAGACAGCUCGGGAACAGUCUUCCGUUUCUCCCAAACCCUUUGACUUACAGCCAGACUGCUUCAGCUUUUGAGUCUGCAAAAUCUCCAGCAGUUUUCAGUGAGGAUUUGGGCGCUCCGUACGAUGGGGAUGGGGACAGUGAAGGGACUCUUGUCAAAGACUUCUUUAAUCUUCCCCAAGAUGAUGAUGAAUUUCAUGAACUUGGCUGUCCAAAUGACAGCUUCUUGUUAUCGGAACAAAUGGAGCUGCAGUUCCUGUCUGAUGAACUUGCUGAGACUCCUAGGCUUGAUGAGAUCUAUAAAACUCCUCUGGCUUUGUCAAAUCCAGGGAUUGAAAUGAGUCGCAGCCAAGACUGUGUCCCUGCUGUUAUGUCUGUGGAUGCAGUUUUGUCUCAUCCUUCUCCAGGUUCUGUCCCUAAUCAUAAACCGAGAAUGAGAUGGACUCCUGAGCUCCAUGAGCGUUUUGUGGAGUCUGUUCACAAGCUCGAAGGGCCUGAAAAGGCAACUCCAAAGGCUGUUCUGAAGCUCAUGAACGUGGAAGGCUUGACUAUCUAUCACGUGAAAAGCCACUUGCAGAAGUACAGACUGGCGAAGUAUAUGCCAUUGCCAGAGAAAAACGAAGAGAAGAAGAUUGGUACCUCGGAAGAGAAGAAACAUUCUUCAAGUAACAGCGAAACAGAUGGGCGAAAGAAAGGGGUCAUGCAGAUAACAGAAGCUCUGCGUAUGCCGAUGGAAGUUCAGAAGCAAUUGCACGAACAGCUCGAGGUUCAAAGAGCUCUCCACCGACGGAUAGAAGAGCACGCAAGGUACUUGCAGAAGAUCUUGGAAGAACAGCAGAAAGCAGCCACUCUGAUUUCUUCUUCUCAGACGCCAUGCAACUCGAAACCCGACAAUGACAAGGCUUCAGAGGUCGAGGUCUCCCCGAGACUCGUCCAGAACAAAUCCCAAUCUGAACAUAGAUAACCUAAGCGCCAUUUCAUUUUCUCCUGUAGCAUAUGUUAUGUAUAAUAUCAGUUCUGCUGUGUACUUUUUUUAACUAAGUAGAAACCUAGUGAGCUCAAUAUUUGUUGUUCUUGGCGGGAUUGGAUAAUCACGCAACUUAAAGACAUUGUUCCAUUGAACUCUUC